AUGACUUCCCCAAGACCCGUCUUAUUGAUGCCUCCUGGGAGAAAUAAACUUAAACAUACUAUUAAAAAUAAGAGGACUCAUUUCCAAUAUACUGAAGAAGCAUUGGCACAAGCUGUCCAGGCCAUAAGAACAGAAAAUAAAAGCAUCAGAGAGGCCUGCCAUCACUAUGGUGUCCCUCGCUCAACAGUUCAAGAUCGAAUUUCCGGCAGAUCUAAAGAACAACCUCGAAAG
This is a messenger RNA of Brenthis ino (lesser marbled fritillary), 231 nucleotides long. Lineage: Eukaryota; Metazoa; Arthropoda; Insecta; Lepidoptera; Nymphalidae. The record is from the annotation of a GenBank genome assembly.